AUGGUCAGAUCCCAAGUGGCGGACCUUCUCAUCCUCCUGCACGAGCGAAGGGCGCAGCAUCAUCUAUUGAGCGAUGCCAUGCAGCACCUAGGCACUAUUCUGCGUCGUCUUCCACGAGACUCGCCAGAUCGUCCCAAGUACUUGAGUAACCUGUCGUAUGCAAAGAUGUCGGAAUACAAAAUGACCAGUUCCCGACAUGGUUUGGACGAGGCUGUGUCGUAUGGACGACAAGCUAAUGAAAUGGCAGCGACCAUUGACCUCUUCCAUUGUGACCCAAACGUGUAUCUCGACGUACAAAACAACUUGGGGUUCGCGCUCGCUCUACGAUACGCUCUGAUACAAGACCCCGAGGACCUCGACAGCGCUGUUGCAUGCGCAAAAGAGACGUAUGACAAUGCUUCAAAGGACUCCAAAUCGUACAAUUUCAGUCUCAAUAACCUUGCCUCGCGCCUCCGAAUGAGGUAUCUUCGAGAUCAAAAUCCAGAUGAUAUCAACGAAGCACGAAGACUGGCCAAUGAACUGAGAUCGAGAACGACUGCUGGUACAACUGAGCACGCCGCGGCCGCUGCUCAACUAGGGAUCAUCAAUGCCGACAAAUUCAAACAGACGGACAAGCUUGAAGACUUAGACGAGGCUCUUAGGUGCUUGAAAAGUGGUCUGCCAGCUCAGCCCGAUCGAUAUAGGACGCAGGCGCCCGCGCUCAGCCAAAUCGUUGACCUUUAUAGCGCGAGAUAUCAGAAAACGAACGAGGAACACGACAUGAGACAACUGGCCAUAUUUUCUGGCCACCUAUUCCUCUCGACCCGGCGAGGUAACCCCGCCCGAGGGGAGUAUCUUCUCAACCAUGUGCGCCAUCUGUACAAGCUUGCAGUCACGUACGAGUCAGGUCGAGCCGUCAAGAGGACGAUACGGGCAAUGAGGGCGACUUUGGAAUUCGAACCUCCCAGAUUCCCUCAGAAGCAGGCUUGCCAAGGGGUACUCGCACAUCUCCUCGCAGAGCGGUACUGCUUGACUCAGGAACUUGAAGACCUCGUCGCUUGUGUGGAUCUCAUCGAGGAACUAGUGACUAGCUACAAUGAGGAGGCUGAAAAUGGCGACUCUUCGAAAGGCCCGGUACAGAUGUCCUGGCUUUGGGAUCUGAGCAAGGCCUCACGCCAACUUGAAGCAUCCCCAUGGAACAACGACAUGAGAAAAUUAGCUGAGCGGGAGCUAUCGGAGACCUUCAGGUCCUAUUUUCAGGGCGAAGACUCUGCAGUCCGCGGGUUGAAGAAGUUCUACCAUCAGCGUGGCAUAAUCUUGAGCGUUCUAGCCGAAGCUGCCGCAGCUGGUCGGACACUUUCCGAUGAUGAGAUCGCUUCUGAAAUAACGAAGCUCGAGGAUAAGAAAGCUGCUGCCACAAGAGAGCACCAGAAGAGGCGGGGACUAAAAACGAAUGAUUACGAGAACGAAAUUGGUCUUCGGAAACUGGCCAUGGACGAGGCUAAGAAUGGAAUCGACGAUAUGAGUGGCCUGGUGAGUGAUGUCCUGGGCUGGGAUGCAACCAAGAGCUAUUCGACUGAGGAGUUUGCCGUCAUGACCGCACAGGGGGAGCGGAAAGCCUUGGAUGAAGCCCGGCUAAAAGGAAGACACCCUAACCUCAGGCUGUGUCGGAUGUGUCGGGAUGAGGCGAAGGUGCUGCAGCCCACGGCGGACGGCUUCGAGCUGACGGCGAAGGCUGCCUGGCUCCCGUUUGGAAAUUUCUUUCAGCUCAGGCAAAGAAAAGACUGCUCUGUUUGUUCACUGAUCCUGUCGGUAAUUACAACGAGGUCCGGGUCGCUUCAUCCGCGACUUGCGGCCAUUGAUCCAGAGGUCCAAGGAGUUCGCUUGAGUACCGGCAGGCUCUCGACGAACGAAAAGUUGAUGAGGAUUGACUACGGGAACAAGCACGUUAGUGAGCUGAGAGUCUUGACGCCUCAGAACUACUCUCAGGCCCUGCGGCAAGCUUGGGAGAUGGAUGCACAAUCAACGCUCUCGGGGAUUUUUUACAAUCGCAACGGCCCGAUCUAUGAUCAGAGUCAACAACGAAUCAACCCAGACCUAGUCAAGUCGUGGCUGAAUAACUGUGAUCACAACCACAGCUUCGCUUGUAACCAUCCGCGAUCUGGAAAGCGGGCAGAGAAUAAAAUGCGCCUGACUCUCAUUGACGUCAAGGAGGAAUGCUUGGUAUCUGCCUCCUCAGACGCGAAGUACUUUGCCUUGAGCUACGUCUGGGGCCGGGUGGACAUGUCCAAGACACUGAAAUCCAACUACGAGGAGCGAAUUGCGGGCACUGAUGCGGAUGCCGGCUUGCCGGGGGUCUGUGCGGGAACAAGAGAGCCUCAGAAGAUCACCACUCUCACCAUCUCCAACAAGUCACUCGAUCUUGAUGACGAUCCCGACAGCAAAGAUGUUGUUUACUUUCAGUGCGGCCAGGAAACGUUGAGUGAAGGAGGCGCUAAUGAGGAGUUUGAAGCGCUCAUGUUUGACGAAGCGGCUUUGUCAGAUAACCACAUCUUGGAGAAGGCGAAUCGCAACAAUCCCCUUUGCAGCCUGGACGCUAUUUACGACCUUACGCUGUGUGAGCGACUCACUAAGGCUUUCAACACCUACACGAAGCUCGUCGGGACCUACAGCCAACGAAACCUGUCCUUCAAGUCCGACAUUCUCAAAGCCUUUGCAGGAAUAUUUGCAGUGCUCGAGGAACAUUUCCACGUCGUGACACUCCAUGGACUGCCAGCAGCGGUAAUCAGUCACGCCCUUCUUUGGUCGCCUGCGGCAAGAAUUCCACGUCGAGGCUCUCAGUUGCCUACAAAUUUGACCCUGCCCACCAGCGGCCCUGAUCCACAGUUUCCAAGCUGGUCGUGGGUAGGAUGGGACGGCCCUGUGGAAUAUCGGGUAUUCAAGCAUUCGAAGGGGGAGAUGUUCCUGCCAGCCCCACGAGUAAAAAUUUAUGACACCAUCAACGGCCCCAUCAGCGACAUUAUACAGGGGCAAAAGGGAGCCCUUGAGCCCGCACACCAAGCACCCGACAGGACUGGCUCCCCCGAUAAUGGAAGAGACGACCAGGGGGGCGGAACAGGCAACAGGCCGGACAAAGAAGAGCCCCCGAGGGAGCAUGUUCUCGCCAAAAUGGUCCCUGACCACUUCCGUGGCAGCAUCUGGAUCGUAGGAGCGCCGCAGGUACCCCAAGACAGAAAGGACCCCCACAUCGCGACCAAGCUGCUGCGUUUUACCGCGCGUACUGUUCCCCUCCCACCAUUCCAAGUCAUGCUUAAUAAGGAAUACCUCAGCUGCAUGUCCCAAGUCCAUGUCCGAAGCUCCCAAGCCGUCCGCCGCAUCCAGGACCGUAACAGCAAGCACUGCGGGCUAUGGUGGGAGCAGGCUGGGUACGGCUAUGUGGGACUGGGCAUCAGCCCGGAGGCGGAGAGCAAGAUUGACAUGCACUAA
Molecule: messenger RNA, 3465 nt
Organism: Ilyonectria robusta
Lineage: Eukaryota; Fungi; Ascomycota; Sordariomycetes; Hypocreales; Nectriaceae
Exons: 3
Coding region: 1-3465 (1154 amino acids)
Source: RefSeq, a predicted model, not a curated record